GGGGUGGUGAGGCGCAAAAGAUGGUGGCAAAAGAUCCACUUGGAUUCCAACAUAAAUUCGGCAAUAUCAAUUCUUGUUGGAUGGUGGAAGACAAAAGCUUGAUUAAAUUCUUUGUUAUUAAACCUUUUGACUAUUUCGAUUCUUAUUUACAGGGUUAUGACAUGGAGUUGCCUAAAAGCAUUGCUAAGGUGGAGCCAUUGCAUAAAAGAAUACAAGGUGAUGAUGUUCCAUUGGUAAAUAAGUCCAAGUAUGAUGAUGAUAUUUUGAUGCACAUCAAGUCAUUAACUAUAAUAUCUAAGUUAAUGUGUAAGAGUAAUUCGCUUCCUUUUGAAAUUGUGUAUGACAUAGAUGAUUACUUAUUCCAACUUGGUGGAAAGAGGCAUGGAAUUUCUGUGAAGAGGCUUGCAAAUGAGUUAAAUAUUUCUUCUUAUCUUAUUCAAGUGGCUAAUGAGUUUUCAUGUGCUAAAGAAUGUGAUCUUUGUUAUGUGAUGGGGAGUCAUUCUUCAAGUCAUGUUCAUUGUAAGAUUGUAAAAGUAUUUGUUUCUAGUAAAGAGGAUAUGCAUGAUUGUUGUAAUACUGGUGAUCAAAUACUCUUUCAUGUAGAGGAAUCCAUGAGAUUUGUAAUUGUAGAUAGUAGUGUAUAUCAUGAAUGUAUCUUGUUUGAUACAUGUGGUAGAGAUCCAAAACUCGGAAGACCUGGUUUUCCCCAAUAUGGUCACUCAGGUCUCUCCGUUUCAGUUUUUCUUUCAAGGUUGAGGCUCCCAGGAAUCCUUUCUCUCACAAAGACUCAGCCGAAGCCAUGCAAGGCUGGGUCUAAUGGAAGAAAUGAUUUCUGUUGGUCAAAGCAAAGUUGA
This is a messenger RNA of Nicotiana tabacum (common tobacco), 854 nucleotides long. NCBI's taxonomy places the organism in Eukaryota, Viridiplantae, Streptophyta, Magnoliopsida, Solanales, Solanaceae. The record is from RefSeq and is a predicted model, not a curated record.